This is a messenger RNA of Paramacrobiotus metropolitanus, 1965 nucleotides long. Its product is annotated as pancreatic alpha-amylase-like. The record is from RefSeq and is a predicted model, not a curated record. The transcript has 12 exons. The coding region runs from base 199 to 1758 and encodes 519 amino acids. Lineage: Eukaryota; Metazoa; Tardigrada; Eutardigrada; Parachela; Macrobiotidae. Gene Ontology annotation, biological process: carbohydrate metabolic process. Gene Ontology annotation, molecular function: cation binding; alpha-amylase activity.
AGCGCUUCGCAAAACUUGACAUUCUUAUCUACGCAGCAUAAGUUAUGCUAUCUGUGCAUACGCACCUCCUACAUGAUUACCGUGUUUGAUUACAGGCAAAAAGAGUAAUUACAAGGGAAAACAUCUAUCCUGUCAGUAUUAUUUUUAAAUCGAGAUAUCGCAGCUCUCGAUUUUAAAAGUGGCCUUGUCUGCAGAACCAUGGAGGCUCCCUUAUUCUUUGCGUCAGCGUUAAUAAUAUCGUUGUCAAGUGUGGCUUUCGGACAGUAUGAUCCUCAUCUCGCCAGUGGCCGCUCGGUCUAUGUCCAUUUGUUCGAAUGGAAAUGGACCGAUAUAGCAGCAGAAUGCGAACGGUUUUUGGGGCCGAAGGGUUUUGGAGGAAUUCAAGUAAGUCCGCCUAAUGAACACCGAACAAUUACCGAGCCAUUCCGUCCAUGGUAUGAACGGUAUCAACCUGUCAGCUACAAGCUGCAAUCCCGAUCUGGAAAUGAAGUCCAGUUCGCCGACAUGGUCAAACGCUGCAAUAACGCCGGUGUUCGGAUAUACGUGGAUGCGGUGAUUAAUCACAUGGCCGGAGGAAGUGGAACGGGAGUUGCGGGAAGUUCGUAUAAUGCUGGCUCACAACAGUAUCCCGGCGUGCCGUAUGCACAGGAUGACUUCACGGGAAGAUCCGAAUGUUCUUCCGGGAACGGGGAUAUCAAUAAUUAUCAAAACGCAAAUGAAGUUCGUAAUUGUCGAUUACUCGGUAUGCCUGAUCUGGGAAUCUACAAAGCCUCUACCAAAAGCAAGCUGCAAGGGUAUUUGAACAACUUGAUCAGGAUUGGAGUCGCUGGAUUUCGUGUGGACGCUUCCAAACACAUGUGGCCAGCACAUCUAGAGGCUCUUUUUGGUGGACUGAACAAUCUGAACACUACAUACUUUCCUGCCGGAAGUCGACCGUAUGUAUUCCAUGAAGUUAUUGAUCUUGGUGGUGAACCAAUUACGGGACGAGAGUAUUUGGGAUCGGGUCGUGUGACGGAGUUCAAAUAUGGCAAAUACCUCAGCGACGGCAUUCGUAAAGAAAAUGGCCAGAUGUUGAAAUACUACCGCAAUUUCGGUGAAGAAUGGGGCUUCCUACCGGGCAUGCAAGCGGUGACCUUUAUCGAUAACCACGACAAUCAGAGAGGGCAUGGAGCAGGGGGAAGUAUUUUGAACUUCCGGCAACCUCGGGCUUAUAAGCUGGCUAACGCUUUCAUGUUGGCGCAUCCGUAUGGUUUUCCUCAAGUCAUGAGUAGCUAUGACUGGCCGCAAAACAUUCAAAACGGAAAAGAUCAAAACGAUUGGAUUGGGCCACCAAGCGAUUCGUCUGGGAAUACCAAUACCGUCCCGCUCGCUGCCAACGGAGCCUGUGAUGGCGGCUGGAAAUGUGAACAUCGAUGGAGACAAAUCACAAACAUGGUUGGCUUCCGAAACGCAGCGGGUAGCAGUGGAUUAGUGCACUGGUACGACAACUCUGCCAACCAAAUCGCUUUCGGCCGUGGAACAGAAGGCAACACUAAGGCCUUUAUUGCAAUCAACAAUGACGGUUAUCAUUUCGGCCGCGAUUUGAUGACGGGAUUACCGCCUGGAACGUACUGCGAUGUGAUUUCCGGCAAUCUGGAAAACGGCAGAUGUUCCGGCAAGUCCAUUGUAGUUGGUCCCACGCGAUCGGCUCGCUUUGAAAUCAGCAAUCGAGACGAAGAUCCCAUGAUCGCUAUCCAUAUAAAUGCGAAGCUGAAUUAGCGUGCCGGUAACUCAACGAGUCUGCAUCACUCAACGUGAAGCGCGGUUCCUUAGUAUGUCAUGAUUUUUGUUACGAUUUUUAUGAAGUUCACUGCCAGCGCUUUGUGAGUUUUACAUUUUUUGUAUCGUGAUGCCAGAGCAGCCUUUCUGAGUACAUGAGGUUUUGGUUAGGGAUGAAAAAUCGGCUGCAAUAAAAAAAACAUUUGG